Trichoderma asperellum CBS 433.97 is the source of this 839-nucleotide messenger RNA. Lineage: Eukaryota; Fungi; Ascomycota; Sordariomycetes; Hypocreales; Hypocreaceae. The record is from RefSeq and is a predicted model, not a curated record.
AUGCUGGGCUGGACUGCAUGGUCGUGGAGAGCAUGGAGAAGACCAUCACAUCUGGCCGUGUCUGGAAUCUGUGUUAGUGCCGCGUACACCAUGCUGUUGGUGCCAGAGUGCUCGCCGAUGAAUGCUUCGUACUUCGUAUUGGAACCUGCUCCGCGUCAGGCCGGCCAUUGAUUUCCCCGGGCGAGGGCACCAGGUGCGGCAAUCCUUGCCCGUUGCGACAUUGAGAAAUGAUAUGGCUCCCUUCCAUUCGCGCGCCAAGGCUUGGAGGCUCUUGGAGGGAUACAUUGCCACAGCUUUACUUACUGUGCUAUACUACUUUGUGUCUGGCUGUCGGGGACUUGUCGCUCGCAUAAGUUGUCUCUUUGCAGUUAGCAAGAAUUAUGGCUGCUUGAGAGGAAAUUUUCUAUCAAUCAGCUGUCAAGAUGGGGUUGCUGGGUGUGGCCCGUCUCCAGCUAGAGAGCGGAUUCGUGGAUUCCUCCAGGCACUCGCCUCUCGGCUUGGCCUAUCGCUGGACCUAUUGCUGGCGACAUCCUUGCCGCCUUGCGCCACGAAAUCAGCUUCUGGGGUCCAGCCUGCCGGCACUAGGCCUUACGGCCUUGUGCUGCUUUACAAGAGGAUACCGAGUGGUUUGCUUGGUUUUUGUUCUCUCUUAUCCGAUCUCCCGGCCAGGCAUGAACAUGGGCCUUUUGCGUGGAGCCACCGAACGAGCACACCAAACACACCUCUCUACCUGCAUGUGUUGUCUCCAAUUCCGCUUUCCCAACAAUGGCCAUGAUAGGCAUUGAUUGUCGUUUCUGUGUACAGGGUCUGGUAGCUCGCCUUUCUAGGGACUUAGGCCU